AUGCCUGGUUCCCCAAAACAGCCGUCAAGUUUCGAAUUCCCACAUCCGCACUUUGCCCUUCUCUACGUUGACCACCAUGGCAAAGUGCAGAUGGAAGCCUCUCCUUCAAUAGCAGGCUGCGGCGGCGCCAUCUUCACACCAGAUGUCACGGGCAGAUUUGUAGAAAUGACAACGCCAAUGGAUCAAUCCAAACCGCAAUUCAGCACGGAACCAAUUACCCCCGUCACGCAAUCACCAUGGGGCGUACCACCCGUUCCUGCUGGAUGGCAACAGUCCGGCCCACCACCCACUGAACUGAUUCCCUGCGAAUGGCAAUCCGCCCAGCACCGACGAAAGCGACGAGACGUCAAACGAUCGGGAAUAGCGAAACCGAGACUAAAGUCUCAGUCGCCGCCGCCAACACCACCGGGUCGAACCAUCCUUCGAAUUGGCCAUCGCGACCUGAUGCGCCGGUAUUAUGAGAAAGCAUUUGAGGAUUUCCAGCAGCUCAACUGCCGAGCAAUCGCCAAAUCGUACAUCAAGCUGGUCGAGCCCCGCAAACAGGUGCAUUUCCCGUACAAUGGACGCCGGGUUAUCUCGGGCGCUACACAGCGCGUUGACCCCGAGCUCACCAAGCCGGGCUGGUGGCCUGCUGGGGUUCCGCACCGCGAACCAGAUCAUCUGCUCAAGCGAGACCGCCUCCGGCUUCUAGUCCAUAUUCUUUGUGAGCUCAAGGACCGCUACGGGAUUACGGCGGAGAAGCUGCGCGAAGCCGGGCAAGACGUGCGACGCCAGAUCACGCCGGCCAAUCGACUAGAGGUACUGGACGAGAUUUACUUCGUCCGGCGGAUGGAAGAGCAAUAUUUAGACGGAGAGAUUGAAGGUGAUACCCUGGUCCAAGUAGCCCAGACCCAUCUGCCCGAGGCCGCCCACCAAGACAUACAGGACCUACCAUCGCGUGCAGUGGUGGCAAAGGUCGAGGAAGAUGCGCAUGGCUAUCACCACCGUCAGAGCAGUGUGGUGGAGGGAGGCAGCAGCCCGUUGCAAAGGAAAACUGGUCAGAGGGUUCUUCCUCUCUCGCCAGCCACUAGUCCGUCCAGUCCGCAUAGUCCGCCGGCAGGCAGCUAUGGGGCCUAUCCGGUGACCAUGCCACAACAGUCUCCCCGGUGCAUGCCGCACGCCAACCCGGGCUAUAUGACGGGGUACUAUGGACCAUUCGUAGGCAUCGAGAAGGACCCAGCACCGGAGCUGUGGCAGCCCCCCGGGCAUGCUGCGCACUAUGGAUAUUGA
Messenger RNA from Penicillium lagena, 1269 nucleotides. RefSeq names its product DUF2841 domain-containing protein. NCBI's taxonomy places the organism in Eukaryota, Fungi, Ascomycota, Eurotiomycetes, Eurotiales, Aspergillaceae. The transcript is spliced from 5 exons. The coding region runs from base 1 to 1269 and encodes 422 amino acids. The record is from RefSeq and is a predicted model, not a curated record.